UUGGCUUAAGUCAUAUAAAAGCCAAGCCGCCACUAUUGUGCAGCAUCAGUUUCCGAUUUGAAUCUCUUGGAUUAACAUUAGCUCCUGGAUCAUUUUUAAUUCUAUUUAGAAGUUCGAAUAAAUUUAUAGAAAUGAUGAAGUGCUUUAUAAUCUUCACGGUCCUUAUUGUGUGUGUGGUGGUUAGAGCUGAAAUCAAAUCGGAAGGAGAUUCUGAGUCAGCGCCAUCUGAAAUCGAAAUCUCAGAAAAUCAGUUGAAGAAACAGGAGAAACGUGGAAUAGGAUACAAUACUCUUGGUGGUUAUACAAGUGGAUUGGGUGUUGAUGGAGCAUUAGGAGGAGUUGGAGCAUUAGGUGGAGUUGGAUACAACGGCAUUGCUGGAUAUAAUGGAGGAGUUGGAUACUCAGGUGCUGUAGGCGGUUACAAUAGCGCUUAUUAUAGUCCUUAUACACCACCCAGAGUAGCGGGUCUUGGAGCAGGUAUCUCCAGCUACACAAAUCCAGGAUAUUACAACAGUGGAUAUAAUACGGGAUAUAGUGGUUUGGGUGGAUAUACUGGAUACAAUUCUGGUUAUGGAUACCCAUCAACAGCAGCUGCAUAUAGUAGCUCCCGACUAGGAUAUCCAUAUACUCGUCAAGGCUAUUACAAUUCGUAUCCAUCAAGUUAUUACAACAGUCAACUUGGAAGCAGUAUUGUAGGAGGUGGUCUAGGACUUGGCGUUGGCCCUACACCAGUUCCAGUUGUUGCAGGUGGGGGUUAUCAGUACGGACCUGGUAUUUCAGGAGGAAUAUAUUAAUUUAAUUGAAAUGGUAGAGGAGAAGAUAACAAUUUUGCAAUUAAUUUUUUUUAUAACGAAGCAAUGGUGUAUUAAUAAAAGAAACUUAUUUAU
Molecule: messenger RNA, 887 nt
Organism: Episyrphus balteatus (marmalade hoverfly)
Lineage: Eukaryota; Metazoa; Arthropoda; Insecta; Diptera; Syrphidae
Exons: 3
Coding region: 132-794 (220 amino acids)
Source: RefSeq, a predicted model, not a curated record